AUGGGUUUCGAGGAUGGGAUGAGCUAUCAAGACAAGUUACCUUGGCAGAAUGCAAGUCAGCUUGACCGACAAAAUCAAGAUGAUGGAAGUGGUGAGGUUUUUCUGCUCAUCAACAGCGAUUUUGGUGGAAGACGAGGAGAUAAUAUGGUUCAUGUUCAGGCAUCAAUUUGCAAUGCAUUAUGGUUUCUUGGGAAUUACUUCAAAGGAGUGGAAAGAGUGGCAAAAGGACUUGCAACUGACUGGGUGCCAUGGAUCCUAAGACCUGAUGUAGGAACUAUUGAAAAAAUUAAGAAUGGUAUGUACAAAAUUUAUUCAUUUAAAAAUGUUUAUGUAGAAAUUAAGGAUAAUAUAUGCAAAAUUUACUCAUUUUAA
This is a messenger RNA of Rhizophagus irregularis DAOM 181602=DAOM 197198, 372 nucleotides long. RefSeq lists its product as uncharacterized. Lineage: Eukaryota; Fungi; Glomeromycota; Glomeromycetes; Glomerales; Glomeraceae. The record is from RefSeq and is a predicted model, not a curated record.